This is a messenger RNA of Lactuca virosa, 1234 nucleotides long. The record is from the annotation of a GenBank genome assembly. NCBI's taxonomy places the organism in Eukaryota, Viridiplantae, Streptophyta, Magnoliopsida, Asterales, Asteraceae.
AAAUGGGAAAUAAAUUCUUUUGAGAAACAAAGAAAUUUCCAAUUUGAACUACAGCGCACGUAGUCACGUCGCCUCCCAUCUUGGAUUUCCCUAUAAAAGGGACACCGUGGUCCUCCUAUACGGUCGUCGUUAUCUAUCGCUCCGAUCCAAUCCCUAAUUCAGAUACAACUUACGAGCGUAGAUCAGAGACGAAAACCUGUGAUCUACGUACACGUAGAUACAUUUGAGAUUAAAAAACGAGAGAUCUAAUGCGAAUGCAGGUAAAAUCAGUUGCUGGUUUUGAUAGUUACAACUACCAUUUCAAAGGUAUAUCGAGUUUUUGGGGCCCAGUUACUUCCUCCCAUGAAUGGUGUGAAAAGAAUUACACUUAUUCUUCUUAUGUAGCUGAGUUUUACAACACAAUAUCAAAUGUUCCAUGCAUUCUUUUAGCCUUAAUUGGCCUUUUAAGCUCAUUGCUACAACGCUUUGAGAAGAGAUUUAGUGUUCUUCACUUGUCAAACAUGGCACUUGCUCUUGGAAGUGUCAUGUAUCAUGCCACCUUGCAACAUGUGCAACAACAAAGUGAUGAAACACCAAUGGUAUGGGAAAUGCUUCUCUACAUCUACAUCCUCUACUCCCCAGACUGGCAUUACAGAAGCACGAUGCCAACUUUCCUCUUUCUUUAUGGAAUCUCGUUUGCAGUUCUUCACUCGAUAAUCCGUUUUGAUAUCGGAUUCAAGCUUCACUACAUCAUGUUAUGUCUUUUGUGUAUCCCAAGAAUGUAUAAAUAUUACAUUCACACACAAGAUAUUGCCGCCAAACGGUUGGCCAAAUUCUACUUUGCCACCCUCUUGAUUGGCGGCGUUUGUUGGUUGGGUGACCGGUUUUGGUGCGGGCGGAUAUCGAGGUGGCCGGUCAACCCGCAAGGUCAUGCUUUGUGGCAUGUUUUCAUGGGGUUUAAUUCGUAUUUUGCAAAUACGUUUUUGAUGUUUUGUAGGGCUCAACAAAGGGAGUGGAACCCUAAGGUUGUGAGGUUUUUGGGGGUUCUUCCUUAUGUUAAGAUUGAUAAACGAAAGAGAGAGUAGGAAGGAGAAGGGUAGUCGGGUAAUUUUAUCGGUUUUUUAUGAGUUGGAUAUUUUGGAGUAUAUUUUCGAAAUUGGGGUAAAAUGGAUGUGAUAGUAGAAUAUGUUUAAUGUACCAAAUUUUGUAAUCCUUUUGUGAUACAAUUUGUUUGAUUCAAUCAUUGUUAGUGCGU